Molecule: messenger RNA, 330 nt
Organism: Penicillium expansum
Lineage: Eukaryota; Fungi; Ascomycota; Eurotiomycetes; Eurotiales; Aspergillaceae
Product: CVNH domain-containing protein
Exons: 2
Coding region: 1-330 (109 amino acids)
Source: RefSeq, a predicted model, not a curated record
AUGGGCUUCCACAGAUCAUCCAAGGGCAUCAACAUCAAGGAUAAGCACAUCCUCACUGCUUACUGCCAGCGAGAAUCCGGGGAAUCUAAAUAUUCAGAGCUAGAUCUGAAUGAGUUUAUUGGGGUAAACAAGGGGCAAUUGGCCUGGGGCUCCCACGACUUCUCCAAAAGUUCGCGCAAUGUUAAUUUCAAGCUAGAAGGCCCCGACAACGAGCCUAUGCUUUCUGCGCAAAUCGAUGAUGGCGAAGGAAAUAUUCAAGAGAGCAAGGUGAAUCUGGGAGAUUGCAUUAAAAACGUGGAUGGUAAUAUGAGUUUCAUGGAAUGUUUCUAG